This is a messenger RNA of Argiope bruennichi, 622 nucleotides long. RefSeq names its product U24-ctenitoxin-Pn1a-like. The coding region runs from base 152 to 586 and encodes 144 amino acids. Gene Ontology annotation, cellular component: basement membrane. NCBI's taxonomy places the organism in Eukaryota, Metazoa, Arthropoda, Arachnida, Araneae, Araneidae. The record is from RefSeq and is a predicted model, not a curated record. Gene Ontology annotation, biological process: cell-matrix adhesion. The transcript has 3 exons.
AAUCUCGCCGCGGACAAUCAAAUCGUUUGCAUUCAUCGCCGAUAGUGUGUGAAGCGCUCACGUGCAGACGAUAAUUGCAGAUUAUUUAAAAGAAUGAAAAAAAUUCUGACUACAGUUUCGUGAUUUUCUUUCACUGAAUCGCUUGCCCAAAAUGAAUUCCUUCUGCUUCGUUAUCGUCGUCUCCUGCUGCCUGGUUGGCGCCUUUGCCGCCAGUGACUGCGAGGAACAUCGCCAGAAAGAGCUCAACGCCAAGAGGAAGGCCAAUCUCAUCCCCAAGUGCGAUGCCAACGGCGAUUACGAGGCCCUCCAGUGCUUCGAAGGUUCCAAGUUCUGCAUGUGCUGGAGACCCGACGGAACCCACAUCACCGCUCCUUCCACCGCCAUCAAGACCUGCACCUGCCACGUUCACAGGGACAGCGAAAUCGCCAAAACCCGCACAGGACUUGUCGGCAACUUCAUCCCUACCUGCAACAACAGCGGUACCUACGCCAGGAAGCAGUGCCACGGAUCCACCGGCUACUGCUGGUGCGCAGAUGAGAACGGAAACAAAGUCUCGGACCAGGUCAGGGGAGAGAUCAACUGUUAGAUUCAGUUCAUCAGUAAAUAAAGUAGUCACGUAUUA